This is a messenger RNA of Perca flavescens (yellow perch), 3082 nucleotides long. Its product is annotated as receptor-type tyrosine-protein phosphatase R. Gene Ontology annotation, biological process: signal transduction; protein dephosphorylation. Gene Ontology annotation, molecular function: protein kinase binding; protein tyrosine phosphatase activity. Lineage: Eukaryota; Metazoa; Chordata; Actinopteri; Perciformes; Percidae. The record is from RefSeq and is a predicted model, not a curated record. The transcript has 17 exons. Gene Ontology annotation, cellular component: cell junction; cytosol; plasma membrane. Bases 511 to 2616 code for a protein of 701 amino acids.
UAUAUCCUCUUAUUGGUCUGUUAUACAUCCAUGGUGGAGACACGGCGUACAUCUUUUAACAGUUUAUGCCUCAUACCCACCACGUGCUUUACGGAAAACUUCCUGCACAUGCGCUCAGAAGCCUCGGCCUAGCAUGUAACAUCGUCUCCGCCUCCCCUUGAACCACACUCCCCUCUUUCUUUCGUCUCUGAAUCAGAUGGAAAACAAAUAAACCCUCCGCUUCUCCCGGAGCUGCUUCCACUGCAGAGCGGCUGCUCCUCGUGUAGGCUGGCCGCUGUAGGACACCGCAGGGCGGGGAAAGAGCGUCGCAGGGGGCCGGUGUUGUGCAGCGGUCUCUGGAGCUCUGGCAGCGUCUACUCUCCUCCCCUCGCGCUGCAUGCUGCUGCGGACCCACCGAUACAUGCACGGACAUAUCCACCGGCUGCUUCCAUUGAUGCGUAAUUACAGCACAGAGAGAAGCGACAGGAGCCGGAUUUAGUACCGAUUGAGCUGCAGAAAGGGAAGAAAAAGAUGAGCCGCAGAAGAGGAAGAGGAGGAUUUCUCCCCAUGUUUCUUUUCUUGUGUCUAAUAUGGACCCAGCUGCUGAUCACAGAAUCGUCUUCUGGGGACCACGAGCUCCGUCUCUUCCCUUCCCACCGCUCCGAUGUGAGCCCACAGAACGAUGCCGAAAACCUUCCCGAGUCCCCCCAUCCCCUCCUCCAUCACCAUCAUCACCGGCAUCACCGGCACCGCCCGCACGCUGCCAGGUUAGCCAGCGCGACGCCAGCCGCCCUGUUGGCGUCUCGGUUUCGCCAGGAGCCCGGAGGCCGGCGGACCCUGGACCUGCUGGCUCGACCACAUCAUGAUGUGCGCCCGGAGCACGCCGCGGUCUCUGCACGCCAUCUGGUUACCGUGUACCUGGCUGUGGAUGUGCGGAGGCUGAACGGUAGUCUUCUUCGGUGGUUUCGGGAAGGCGUAGCGGCGGCACUUGGCGUUCCUGCAGCGCACGUGCACAUCAACCGGCUGAAUGAGAAGAGGAAUGGCAUCGAGCUCUUCGUGUCCUCUGAUAGGCUGGGGAUCUCGGAGCCCCGCACCGCCGAAGAGGUCAUCCAAUCAUUGAACGUCCGGGUCCUUCACCGCCACCUGGGACACUUCGGCAUCACCGAAGUCUCCACUGAGAAGAACGUCCUGCAGGGCGAGCAGAGGGAUCACGUGUGGAGCAGGGAGGGGUUUUACGCCAUCGUCCUCUUCUUCACCAUCUUCGUCAUCGUCAUCACCUGCUUGAUGGUUUUGUACCGACUGAAGGAGAAGGUCCAGGUUUUAGACAGACAGCUAAAGGCCCCGCCCCCUGUUCGCCACCUGACCCCGACCGUCCAAUCGGACUCCGCCCAAUGGUCAAAGGGCGCCAAGUUUGUGACGUCAGGAAGCAUGGUCCAAGCUGAGCUCCCUCCAACUGUAGCCACGCCCAUUCGCCAGCAGCAGCCAAUCGUAGCCGGCCGUCGCCUGGCUCCUCCUGUCGUCCCUCUGCCCAGCUCCGCCCCUGCCCCCGUCGUCAGCAGCAACGACCACGCCCUCUUGGCCAGCGUUGCCCCGGUGACAGCCAAUAACGAGCUAAAGCCCUGCCCCUCCCCCUUCAGGAUGAAACCUGCUGCAGGAUUGCAGGAAAGACGUGGCUCUAACGUCUCUCUGGUGUUGGACAUGUCGGCUCUCGGCUCUGUGGAGCCCCUCAGCGUUGCCGUGGUAACCCCCCGAGAGGCGGCGGCCAGGGAGUACCUGUUGGCGGCCGGCCGGCCUCUGACGCGCCCGCAGCUCCGCGACAUCGUGGUCAACACGCACAAGCUGCACGCCGAGUUCGCCGAAAUUCCCAUGAAUUUCAUUGAUCCCAAAGAGCUCGAUGUUCCAAACAACGGCACCAAGAACAGAUACAAGACCAUACUGCCCAACCCUCAUUCCAGAGUGAUCCUGAAGUCAAAAAGCUGCAACGACCUGCUGAGCUCCUACAUCAAUGCUAACUACAUACGGGGUUACCUAGGCGACGGGAAGGCGUUCAUCGCCACCCAGGGUCCGAUGGUGAACACGGUGAACGACUUCUGGCAGAUGGCCUGGCAGGAGGAGGCGCCCGUCAUCGUCAUGAUCACCAAACUGAAGGAGAAGAACGAGAAGUGUGUUCUGUAUUGGCCAGAGAAGAGGGGAAUCUACGGGAAGGUUGAGGUGUUGGUCAACAGCAUCAGAGAGUGUGAACACUACACCGCUCGCAGCCUCACACUCAAGUGUGGGAAUCAAACCCGCGUGCUGCAGCAUUACUGGUACACGUCAUGGCCCGACCACAAAACCCCCGACUCCACGAUGCCGCUGCUGCAGCUGAUGGAGGACGUGGAGACGGAGAGACGGGCGGCCGCCGCCAUGGGGCCGGUCAUCGUCCACUGCAGCGCCGGGAUUGGCCGGACAGGCUGCUUCAUUGCCACGACGAUAGGCUGCAGACAGCUGCAGCUGGAGGGAGUGGUGGAUGUUCUGAGCAUCACCUGCCAGCUCCGAGCCGACAGAGGAGGUAUGAUCCAGACAGGUGAGCAGUACGAGUUCGUCCAUCACGCCUUGAGCCUGUACGAGGCCCGCCUAUCUGCAGAAACCGGCCAAUGAGUGCGCACCACCCCACAGGAGGCGUGAACUUAAAAACCAGGAAGUGUGCUAACAUGAAGCGGGUCCUUGUAGCGGGUAUGAUCUCCGACGUUUGGGAAUUCUGGAGGAGGUCUUUGAGUUUGAUGGACAACCAAUAAGGACUGCUUUGGGGCAGAGCCCGCCGAAGGAAAGAGGAAAGGUAAACUUCUGCAAAUGGAAAGCAUCCGCUCUUCUUCUUCUUCUUCUUCUUCUCUGCUGUUUCUCCGUGUGUUUUUUGGCGAGAGGUUCUUCAGAAGAGCUCAAAAGACUUGCUUAACUUCUCUCAACUGACUGUCGGAUCGUGUUUUUAACUACAGUAAUUAGACUGUCCUGUUACCUCUUUACUGUCAUGGAGACUUAGAAAUAGUUUGACUGAAAGUGAAGGUACGUUGAUCAAUCACACUGUUGUGUUUCCGUGUCUUAUAGGAUUUUCAAAAUGAUUUUUGUA